AAAUUAAUUUCGUGAAGAAAAAAAGAAAAAAAGAUGUAAGCGGUACCACAAAACUACUAACAGAGAAAACUUUCAAUUUCUGGUUUUCUGAAUUUCGGAUGGUUGACUCUAAUUUUAGGAGCUGGAAAAGGUACUAAAUCUAAAGUUGGACGAAAUGUGGAUCCAAGGAUUCAGUUUUUGGAUCAAAGGUUUCUCUUUGCUGGCCUUAAUAUCUGUAAUUUCCGCUCUGGAACCCGAACUGGGAUCGACCCGCGUCGUCUUUCAGACAAAGUAUGGAGAUAUUGAAUUUGGUUUCUAUCCAACUGUUGCACCUAAAACUGUGGACCACAUUUAUAAGCUUGUGCGACUUGGAGGCUAUAACACUAACCAUUUCUUUCGGGUGGAUAAGGGAUUCGUGGCCCAAGUAGCAGAUGUUACAAAUGGAAGAUCAGCUCCAAUGAACGAGGAACAAAGAAGGGAAGCUGUAAAGACUGUUGUUGGUGAAUUUACUGAAGUCAAACAUGUUCGGGGUAUUCUUUCCAUGGGAAGAUAUGAUGAUCCAGACAGUGCUUCAUCUUCAUUUUCAAUACUACUUGGAGAUGCCCCUCAUCUUGAUGGCAAGUAUGCAAUAUUUGGAAAAGUUACUAAAGGUGAUGAAACGUUGACAAAGCUCGAGCAACUACCUACCCGCAAAGAGGGUAUAUUUGUAAUGCCGAUGGAACGCAUCACUAUCCUGUCGUCAUAUUACUAUGAUACAGAGACAGAAAAUUGCGAGGAAGACAGAUCAAUUUUGAAGCGCAGACUAGCCGCCUCAGCUAUUGAAGUUGAAAGACAGAGGAUGAAAUGCUUCCCCUGAUAAAAGCAAAUUUGAUAUUAAUUUGGAAUGAACAUUACACUGUUGCAUUCUCAUUUUAUAUAAUGAACAAGCAGUGUAUACAGAUAUUGCUUUUGUCAUGUAUGAGAAAUUGUUCUAAAUAUGCACAAACAUGAAUUUAAAGAGCUUGUUUGCAAAUUUCCCGAUAUCUGUUUUUGAUUUCUAUGGAUAGAAAAAAAAGGAGCUUAUUUGUAUA
Glycine soja is the source of this 1049-nucleotide messenger RNA. RefSeq names its product peptidyl-prolyl cis-trans isomerase CYP23-like. The coding region runs from base 155 to 835 and encodes 226 amino acids. The transcript is spliced from 8 exons. Gene Ontology annotation, molecular function: peptidyl-prolyl cis-trans isomerase activity. Lineage: Eukaryota; Viridiplantae; Streptophyta; Magnoliopsida; Fabales; Fabaceae. Gene Ontology annotation, biological process: protein peptidyl-prolyl isomerization. The record is from RefSeq and is a predicted model, not a curated record.